CUUUGGAAAACAGACACCCACUGUGCAUGUUGUAUGCCUUUUUGCCCCCCGACAGCACAGGAGUAGCAGCUCGUCUGGGUGAGUGCGCCGCCGUGGGGCCGAUGUCUCUGUGCGCGCUCUGACUGGACGGGGGGCUGGCUCUCCCUGAUUGAAUCCAGCUGUUGUGAACGUGCUCGGAGGGGGCCCGUCAAUUUGCAUUGCUAAAUAAUCUGUAGCGCCGACAGAGAGGGGCAGCAACGGAACAGUCCAUUUUGAAAAGGCAUUCCUGCAACGCUUGGUCAAUGUGCCGGAGUUUCAGCUCGACCACACAGCGCUUAAUGAAAACCUGGUGUCGUCUUUCGCGUAAAGGCGCAUAGUUGGUGGGUGGUGAGAGCCCUGCUGGGUAUUGGAGAGGGGAUUUGGGGAGAAUUUACGGGUCUUCUGGAUCUUUCCUUUGAGAGAAACCAUAAACCAUGCUUUUUGAAAUACGUGGCUUCAGGUUUUGCUCUUCUGCGAGGAUGCUGGCAGCUCUGGUAUUUAUCCUGCUUUGUAUCCGGCCGGGACACGGACAGACCUGCACAGACGGCUUUGCGUAUGACCGCAGGGCAAGACAGUGUAUAGAUGUGGAUGAGUGUCGUUUGCUGCCAGAUGCUUGCCGAGGAGACAUGCGCUGCGUGAACCAGAAUGGAGGUUACCUGUGCAUCCCGAGGAGCUUGUACAACCAGCCUUACAGACCGGAGCCCCGGGCCCUCCCUGAUCCGGUUUACUCGGACUCGGCUGGAUUUCCAGACACCUUCCUGCCGGCUCCUGAGAGAUCUGUAGAGCCCAGUUACCCCAGAGUGAGGACCACUGCACAGUGCGUCCUGGGAUAUGCUCCUGCAGAGGAUGGCACCUGCAAUGACAUUGACGAAUGUGAGACAAACUCUCAUCACUGUAACCCCACCCAGGUCUGCAUCAACACGGCAGGUGGCUACACCUGUUCCUGCACUGAGGGAUACUGGCUGCUUGGUGGACAGUGUCAAGAUAUUGAUGAAUGCCGCUAUGGUUACUGCCAGCAGCUGUGUGCCAACGUCCCUGGCUCUUAUUCCUGCUCCUGUAACCCCGGCUUCAUCCUCAACCCAGACAGCAGGACAUGUCAAGACGUGGAUGAGUGUGAAGAUGAGCCCUGCAGUCACGGCUGCUUCAACACCUACGGCUCCUUCAUGUGCAACUGUGACGAGGGCUUCGAGCUGGCAGCCGACGGCACUUCCUGCAUCGACCUGGAUGAGUGCAGUUUCUCUGAGUUUCUGUGUCAGCACAGAUGUGUGAACACCCCCGGUUCUUUCUCCUGCAUCUGCCCGCCAGGAUAUUACGUAUACGAGGACGGCAGGAGCUGUGAAGAUAUCAAUGAAUGUGACACUGGUAACAACACCUGUACAACAGCACAAGUAUGUUUCAAUUUCCAGGGAGGCUAUACAUGCCUGGAUCCUUUACAGUGUCACCUUCCUUACAUCGAAGUUAGUGACAAUCAGUGCAUGUGCUCUGCUGAGAACCCUGCCUGCAGGGACAAACCCUUCACUGUUCUGUACCGACACAUGGACUUGUCAUCGGGGCGCAGUGUGCCUGCAGACAUCUUCCAGAUGCAGGCCACCACGCGCUACCCCGGCGCCUUCUACAUCUUCCAGAUAAAGUCGGGCAAUGAAGGACGAGAGUUUUACAUGAGGCAAACCAGUAAUGUGAGCGCCACACUUGUGCUGUCACGGCCCAUCAAGGGGCCGAGGGAGGUGGUGCUGGACUUGGAGAUGGUCACGGUCAACAACGUCAUCAACUUCAGAGGCAGCUCCAUCAUACGUCUGACGAUAUUUGUCUCGGAGCACCCGUUCUGAGCGUCCCCAAUGAACUUGAUCGCCCGCCCCCCCUCCCCCGGAGAAUCAGGCUGCACUCGUCUGCGGCUGAUGCAGCGGUUUGUCUGAGACAGCUCACCUUUCUUCUUACUCAUUAUGUCAUCCUCCAUAAAGACACGUCCGAUAAAGACUCAGCAAAGAUCAGCUGAUGGGAAAGCAUCCCUGUGCUCGAAUCCCCACCCCGGUUUAAUGGACACUGAGCUUUUAUGGCUGCGAUGUGGACCGUCAACACAGAGGGAUAUUUAUGGUGUACAAUUUCUGACAUCCUCUAUCUAGAAAAUGACCUGAAAAUUACCCUCACUGAGUACCAGUGUAUACACAAUAACCCCCCCACCCCCCACCCCAGUUGUCUGUGAAGUUUCAUCUCUUCAGAUAAGCUGUGAACAUGACUUUCGGGUGUCUGGAUUCAAGAGCCGUCGUUACAUCCUGAGCGCCAUCAGCUCAUCGUCGUGGUUUUGGUUUUGUGAGAGACGGGAGGAGAGUCCGUCAUCUGAGCAGAAGUGUAACUGAGCAUUUGCAGUGGCAGUAUUUGAAAUGAUGUAACAGUCAGUCAUUAACUGAAUUAUUGAUCACAGUUUCUUUUAGACCAAUAAAUGUCUUCACCACA
Molecule: messenger RNA, 2469 nt
Organism: Scatophagus argus
Lineage: Eukaryota; Metazoa; Chordata; Actinopteri; Scatophagidae
Gene: fbln5
Product: fibulin 5
Exons: 11
Coding region: 453-1844 (463 amino acids)
Molecular function (GO): calcium ion binding
Source: RefSeq, a predicted model, not a curated record